This is a messenger RNA of Aspergillus uvarum CBS 121591, 381 nucleotides long. RefSeq lists its product as uncharacterized. The transcript is spliced from 3 exons. The coding region runs from base 1 to 381 and encodes 126 amino acids. The record is from RefSeq and is a predicted model, not a curated record. Gene Ontology annotation, molecular function: RNA binding; RNA nuclease activity. Lineage: Eukaryota; Fungi; Ascomycota; Eurotiomycetes; Eurotiales; Aspergillaceae.
AUGCCCUACAUGGUUAAAGCCUUUCCGGACUACAUCACCAAUGAUUUUGACAAGCGCGGCAGGGUAGCCCCAAAACUGGCAACUGCGGACUUCCCCAGCAAGAGCUACACCUGCCCCAAGAGCGACGCGUACACGGAGGCCACCUACACCUCCGGACAGCUGAUGAGGCAUACAUCGACGCUGCCAAACAAGUACCCCCAUAAUUUCGUUAAUCAUGACAAGCUACCUCUCGAGUGCGGCGCCAGCAAGCAGGAGUUUGCUCUGGACCGCGAGAAUCUCGCGCGGGUCUACAGCGGCGGUGAUGUCAAGAACCUACCGGAUCGGCUCAUCUUCGAGUAUACUGGAACAGGCAAGACUGCAAGAGCGGUUUCUGUGGCGUGA